Messenger RNA from Asterias rubens (European starfish), 1687 nucleotides. Its product is annotated as cysteine and glycine-rich protein 1-like. The coding region runs from base 146 to 736 and encodes 196 amino acids. Gene Ontology annotation, molecular function: actinin binding; structural constituent of muscle. Lineage: Eukaryota; Metazoa; Echinodermata; Asteroidea; Forcipulatida; Asteriidae. Gene Ontology annotation, biological process: muscle tissue development; sarcomere organization. The transcript is spliced from 7 exons. The record is from RefSeq and is a predicted model, not a curated record. Gene Ontology annotation, cellular component: Z disc; cytoplasm; nucleus.
UUGCUGAGGGGUUUUUCUUGUAGAAUUAUGAAGAUUUGUCUCUUUCUGUUUGGGAACUAACUAGAGAGGAAGACGCAGUGAGGUUUGGUGUGCCGUGAAGUCAUAAACCGUAUAUUGGGAAGGAAGAGUGUUGAAUUAUUGCAAGAUGUCGUACGGCGGAGGAUCAAAGUGCCCGAAAUGUAUGAAGAGUGUGUACUCGGCUGAGGAAGCACCCACUCCUGUGCAGGGACAUAAAUUCCAUAAGCUCUGCUUCAGAUGUGAGGCCUGUAAUAAGAUGUUGGACUCCGUGACUGUUGCUGAGCAUGAAUUGAAGCUUUAUUGUAAACAGUGUCAUGGGAAGUUCUUUGGUCCUAAGGGGUACGGCUUCGGUGGUGGUGCCGGUACCCUCGGCAUGGACUGCGGGGAGAGGCACGGUGGAGUCAGACCCCCAAAUCAGCCCUCUACGGUAGCCCAAGCUUACUCUGGUGCUGACUACCAGACUGGCCCACCACCAGAAGGGUCUGAUAUCUGCCCCCGAUGUGGCAAGGCUGUUUACCAAGCUGAAAAGAGAUUGGCUGCCAACCAUGCUUGGCACAUAAAGUGUUUCUGCUGCGCCUACUGCGGCAAGAGUGUUGACUCAACUAACGUUAGAGAUCGGGAGCAUGAAAUCUUCUGCCAGGCUUGCUAUGCAAAGGGGUUCGGCCCCGUUGGCGUUGGCUACGGACAAGGAGCUGGAACUCUCGGUAGCACCACUUAGAAACCUCACCCUGACUGCAUACAGCCGGAAGGAAAACAGAAGCUGGCAUGGUGCCCGACUAACUUUGCGUGACGUCACUGCAUUAUGUAGAAGGCGCUAUAUGAGAUGAUUUUCAAAUGAAUAUUCAUGAGAUGAUUUUUCAAAUGAAUAUUCAUGAGAUGAUUUUUCAAAUGAAUAUUAACUUUAUGAGCGUGUUGGUUGAAGUCUGUAAGAGUAAUUUACCAUCUAGAACCGGCUGUAAAGGAUGGUUGGAAAAAAAAACGCGUCUAUAAUUUUAGAUUUUAGUUUAGUUUAUUGGAAUAAAUCAGAGUUUUCACUUGUAAAGUUUUUCAAACUUCACAUACCUCUGUAAAGUUCUUGGACACAUUUCUUUAUAAUGAUAUUUUUUUCUGAAACACUCAGAAUCAAAUUCAUAUUUCACAUAAAUAGUUUGCAAACUCGGCUAUGUUUUCUAUUAUAGAGUGCAAGAAUAAUAAAGGAUUAUUUUGUCCUGGAAAAUAAUAUUCUACAGAGAGGCUUUUCAUUUUAUUAAUUUAAAACUGCAUGUGCUGUAGAUGUGGAGGGAAGCUUGCUAACCAGAUAUUCUUAGUUAAAUAUUACUCGCUGUAACACUCAAGUUAGGCCUAUUUGUGAAUUGAAGACUAUUUCAAUAUUUAUUAUCAAAAUAUAAAUUGUUUUUUCUUGAAAACGGUAUCACCACAUGUGCCUUUUGUAAUAAUUAAGUGUACAAAUAUAUAUUUAUGCAUAGAUUGGGUUAAAAUCACCCUUGAGUAAGAAUAGAUCCCCCAUAGGUAUAUAGACUGAUGUAGUCUUAGGAAUGGUCGACUGUGUAUAAAGGGGGUAUAAAGCUAAUCAGUUCAGUCAUUUGAAUGCGAAAAGAUAGCAUAAGUCAAAACGCUUUGUAUUUUAUAAUUUGCUAUACCAAGUCUAAUAAACAAAAUGCUGAAUUAA